Molecule: messenger RNA, 2838 nt
Organism: Ixodes scapularis (black-legged tick)
Lineage: Eukaryota; Metazoa; Arthropoda; Arachnida; Ixodida; Ixodidae
Exons: 1
Coding region: 1-2838 (945 amino acids)
Biological process (GO): DNA integration
Molecular function (GO): nucleic acid binding; zinc ion binding
Source: RefSeq, a predicted model, not a curated record
AUGCCUGAUAAACUUAAGGAGCCUGAUGACGCAUCAGAGGAUGAGGGGAGAACUGAUUCUGAAGUGAUGAACACUCGGUUGGAAAUUGAAAAAAUAAAGCUCGAACAAAUACGGGCACAAAUUGAGCUCCAAAAAUUGCAGAAGGAAAAUGGUGGUGGUGCAGAUGAUGGGCUGGGAUUACAACCAGAAUCUGGGGUAGCCCACUAUGCUGCACUCUUGACUAAUGUGCUCAGCCGGAUGCCCGGGGACAAAACCUUGGUGCCUGGCUGGUUUGAGGCGGUCGAAGUCAUAUUUCGAUCCUUUCAGGUCCCUGACGAGAUAAAAACUGUUCUGAUAAUGCCGUAUAUAGCUGACAGGGUCAGGUCAGCGAUCAUGUGCAGUGGCAUGAAGGAACUGCCAUCUUACGCUCAGCUAAAAGAACGAAUUUUACGUGAGCUAAGAUUAUCUCCAAACGAAUACAAACGACUAUUCACAACGGCAGGCAAAUUGCGGGAAGAGUCCUGGAGCCAGUUCGCCGGCCGACUUAAUAACUACUUCAGUUAUUAUGUGAACAGUAGAAAAGUGGAUACUUACGAUGACCUGUUGCAACUAGUUGUCGCGGAUAGGUUGAAGGAGUCCUUCCCUAAUGAAAUAAAAGCAUAUGUUGCCUUGAACGAAACGGGGGAGUGGCUGCGUCCCGAGGCGAUAGCUAAGCUCGCUGAAUGCCAUCAGGAGAGUAAUGCACAGAGGGUCCCAAAACCCUAUCACAAAACAGACACUACUGGUGACUCUAGUCAGAGCGAGUCUAUGACGCCUCCGAAAGAGAGAGGUCAUACUGAGUAUGUCGGCGACACUCGACGCUGUUUCGCUUGUGGGAAACAGGGUCAUCUGGCAAGAAAUUGCCCUGAGACCAAUCCUAAGCUAACGGCACGAGUAAAAGGACCUUUAGACUGCGAACACGCCGACCAAUCAAUCGAGGUACAUGAUAAACUAGUAUCGCUGACUGAACAACACGAAGUGCUUGACGAAGAACGAUUUGUACAACUCCGCUCAGGAGACAAGCGCUUGAAUAUUGCUAGGGUUGAUUCGGGGGCAGACAUUACAGUGGUUCGAAGGUCGAUGGCCACCAUUCUGGACGAGAAUCAAAAAGGGAAGGUUCGGUUGAAGGGCGCUUUCGGCCACGAGGUGGAGGCGGAUCUCAUGUAUGUCCCGUUUCGACUUGGUAGCAGGGCGUUUGAUUCUGGAGUGGAUACUUUACUGCUCUGUGCUGUAGCCGAGCAGCUUGCCGGAGAAGUUGACGCGCUACUCACACCUGAGGAUUUAGUAGCUUUAAGAAAAGUAGAACAGAAAGUGCCCUUGGUAGAUCAGGUGGAUCUUCCCUGUGAUGCUGCACUAUUGAAGGAAGGGCUGGUGAUAGAGGCAUGCGUGGCGAGCACACAGUCGGAGGGUGAAAACGGGAUUGUAAAGUCUGUGGACGAGCGAAGUGACGUAAACGAAAUAGAAUCUGAAGGUUGCCUUCAGUUUCGAACAGAGCAGAAGAACGACGAGUCGCUGAAGCCCUUGUGGCUACAGGCAAAAAAAGGGACUCAUGGAAUGCAAGUGGUUGAUGGAAUGCUGUUCCACAAAGAAAAAAUAAAUGGCAGAAUUGUCAAGCAGCUAGUUUUACCGGAAAGCAGGCGGAAGACAGUGUUAGAAGUAGCCCACGACAAACCAGUUGGCGGGCAUUUCGCUGGAAAGAAAACGCAACAGCGAAUUAAGAAUUCAUUUUACUGGCCGAACAUGCAGGAGCAGAUUAGUAAAUACUGCAAAGAUUGCCAUUACUGCCAGUUGAACGCGAGACCUAGAACCAGUGACCGUGUGCCUAUUACCCCGCUAGUAAGACCAGAUGUUCCAUUCCAGACAGUUGUAAUGGAUUGUAUUGGACCGUUAAACCCGGCGUCGUCGAGGGGGCACAAAUAUGCCUUGUGUCUGGUUGAUGUGUGCACGAGAUGGCCAGAAGUGGUUUGUAUCAGAUCGCUAACGGCGAAGGCAGUGUGUGACGCGCUGGUUGAAAUAUUCGUGCGAAUGGGAGUGCCAGAAACAGUCUCGUCCGAUCAGGGCACAAACUUCACGGCCGAGCUCACACAGGAGUUGCUGCGUAGGUUGGGGUCGUCACCCAGGUUCUCUACACCAGAACACCCUGAGAGCAAUGGGCUAGUUGAGCGAUGGAACGGUACGCUGAAGCGGAUGUUGAGGCAAGUGAUAGCGGAACAUGGGCGGGGCUGGGAUCGCCUAGUUCCUUGUCUACUUUGGGCCUACCGCGAAGUCCCGAAUGAAACUACGGGGAUGUCGCCAUUUGAACUCAUGUAUGGACGUGCGCCGAAUGGUCCACUGUCCAUCCUAAAAAAAUCGUGGACUGGUGACUGGACGCCCCCGUCCACGCUCGUUGAGUCGGCGGACAAAUAUCUGGUUAGAUUAAGAAAACAAAUGGCCGACAUGACGCGAGUAGUAAAGGAACAGGCAGAGCACAAACAGAGGUCGUACGCCACGCGUUACAAUCUCCGUGCGAAAGAGAAGGCCUUUUGUAGGGGCGAUCUAGUGCUACUAAGGGACACAAGUGGUAAAAAGAUGAACUUUCCUUGGUUGGGACCAGCGAAAAUACUAGAGGUUAGGAGAAAGAACAGCUACGUAGUUGAGAUGCCUGACGGUGGCCGUAAGUGGAUCCACGCCAACAAACUUAGGCCAUAUGUGGCACGCGUUGACGCUGUUGGUGUUAUCUUUGAUGAUCCGGACUUCGGUUCGGUGGAGGAACUCCCCACAGACGGGAGGGGAGCAGGUGAACCUGAAUCACAGAAAACCGCGGAAGAAAAAGAGAUGUAG